AAUUAUGAGACGAAAUCACUGGAAAAUAGUCACGCUCUUUCUAGUAUGGCGCCUAUAAAAGCAUUAACCGCUAUUGAGCAAUCUCCAGUUGACCGGUUGGCGCGAUUGAACACUGUUCAGAGACAGCGGGGUAAAAGUAUUAAUCGGUUGUUUGUCUUCACUAUGGUGAAACGCAACAAUUGUCAGGAUGAGAAUAUAAAGGAUUAGAAGAAAGUUACCGCUAAAAAUAAAACAAAUAAAGUUGCAAAUUGGUGGAACGAUUAUCUGCCGAACCGCGACGGAAGCCCGCGGAGCAAACAUUCGCUCUUACCAUUUGAAGCUUAUGGCAAUCAAAUAUUACUAAUUAUUAUAAUUAAAUAUACUCGAAUGUUUAUGUUGUUUGUAGUUUUGCGAUUAAUUACAGUACAGUUGUGAACAUGUCAGAUGAAUUCGUUUUCUUCGCUACUGACUAAAAAAUGGUGUGUGUUAAUUCAAAAAUCAAAAAUCAAAAAUAAAUUAAAUAUUAAAUAUUAAAUGUAUGUAAAAAAAAAUAAAGAAAAUAGUGAAUCCUACAUACGGAUAAUAUAGUAUAUCUACAUACAUUACUUACUGUGGAUAAUUGCUCGAAAUCAAGAUUUGGCAACACUUUUUGGAGUAAUAUCAGCCAACAACACACAAUCUUAUCACCAACUAUUAUGGAUUAUGCACUCAAAUUCUGUCCAUCUGUUGAGUAGAUCCUCAAGUAUAAAAGAUGUGAAGAACACAUGAAGUAUUCAGAACAAAACGGAUUAAAAAGUCAAACGUGACUUUUACUCUGAAAUGAGUAUACACGAAAUCCGAUAAGACUUCGAAUGUUUAUGCCGCUCACUGAGGAAGCCAUAUAAAAUCACGUGCACAAUAACUGCAACAAAUAACUACAUAGUUUUCCCCAAAUUAUAGUGAAAGGAAAUUGUUGCUUGUGGCUAAAAAUACGUUGGCAAGAGUCGACAACACUUUACCGAGCUCUUGAGAAGCAAAUAGUGGUAGCCUCAAAUCAUAUCCUCAACAAACAAACAGAAAACAUAAACGCGGAAAAAGUACAGCAUUACACAAAGUGUAAAGAAAGCUCCAGCAAAUACUAAAAACUCCAAACAAGUAGUCUGUGAGAAGAAAGGCGGCAGAAAUGUGCGUCUAUAAGCAUUCGUGGCCCGUGCUCGUCGCCUACGUCUUACUUUGUUCCGCUCCGCUCAUCUCCACCAUAAACUCGACACCUAUUUCUGUAAAAAGUGGACUCGCCUCCGAGCAUUGUGGCCACGAUAGCAUCUCCGAGUUGAUCAAAAAGAGCCCGGUCAUACUGAAAGCUCUUGCUGCACAUAUCUUCACAGAUGAGGCCUGCACCAAUGAGUUACUAAAUGCAGCGAAAAUGGGCGCUGAUGCACAUGGAGGCGGCACUGUCAAUGACGAAGUGCAAAAGCAGAAUUUGCAAAAUAAUUUGUUCGCAUCAGCAACAUUUCACACGACUGCUGGCAGUCCAACAGCCCUCGCAGCAGCUUUUCAACAGUCGUUGCUACUGGCAAGACGGCCAACGGACAUCUCUAUUACUGGAGCGACAGCAACUACAGAAACGGCAAACUCGGCCAGAAUGCUGGACGAGGCCAUUUUAAUAACUUUAACACCGGAAACGAUAUACAAAGGCGCGUCACUCUUGAAAAUGACACCCGGAACGGAGAAUGCCGCACGCGGAGGAAGCGGUCGUGGAGGUUACAACGGUAGAGGCGAUGGCGGUGGCAUAGGCCACAGUAAUAAUUAUGGUACUGGAAGCGGCAGCAGCGCAACUGCCGAGUCUGCAUAUCAGUAUGAAGGACAGUUAAAUGCAACACUGCAGCCUUUGUCCUGCUUCGAUGGAAACCUUUUGAAAAGUCUUCCCACCGAGUUAAUUGUAUUCGGCAAAUUGAUAACUGUGCAGCAACAACAAUUACCAACCGAUUUGAAUACAGCUGCUCAAACCGAUUUUUUAUCAGUUAGCAUAAAUGGUUUGCACCGUUGGAGUUCACAAUUUGAGAAUCAUAUAUGGAAACAUUUGGGCUGGGAUGAUUGGAGUGAUUUUACGCUUUGUAGCGUCACAUGCGGCAAAGGUGUACAACAACGGUUUCGCCGUUGUCUCCUCGAUAAUCCGAUGGUAAAUUUCAACAUGCACCUAAACCUGGACGCGGCUGCUGACGCUGAGGUAGACGAGGAAGGCCUGAGUAACGCAGGCUUUGAAAAUAGCGAGCUGCUAGAUAAUGCGUUAGGAGGCUUUAACGGCGCAGAUACUAAUUCUGCGGCAAUGAUGGACAGAAAUGAUAAAGGACAUCAAAGGAACCCAAUUACCGGGGAAAGCAGUGACAAUGUGCAGUUGUGGAAACGGAAUGCAGUUGCCAUUAAAGCUUCUGCUGAAUUUGAAACCACUUCAGAAGUUGAAACAUUUACUGCUACUCCAGCGAAUUUUGUGACAUCAAAUAAGAAUGUAGACCAAGGGCUUAAUACGGCGCCAAAAUCUAAUUUGAUGAAAAUACUGACAGUACAAGCAUCAACACCGGCAGUACUAUUCGACGAAAGUUUAUCUGAAACCAAUAAGGCUGACCCAGUUGUUUAUUCCAAAAACAAAAACAACAUCGAUAGUUUAAUGCGCACUUACAAAGGUAAUCUCCGAGUAAAUGAGGCUGCUUUUCGAAACAAGAACCCGCCAAAAGUAACUGACAAAUCGACAAACAAAUCACCCAAGAAUGAAUUGAGUAAAAAAAAUGCAAUCGAAAUGAAAGCUAAGGAUGAAACGAAUCGCCAGCAUAAACGGCGAAGACCAUUGAAAAACUAUUCUACUAUGUUUUGUGAAGGUUACAAUAUUGAACAGCGAAAUUGCAACACAUUCGACUGCAGCGACGACAUAAACGACUUAUUAAAGUUUUAUAAAAAGGUCGUUUUGCCGGAGGAAGCUGCAAGCCCCGCUACAGUUUCAUUGCAAUCGUCUGUCGGAAUGUCGCUAGCAGUUAAUAGCCACAUAACAGCAACGAUUACUACAGUUGAUGCAGACACUCUAGGCACACCAAUAGCAGUUGACUUAGCCGGUAAUGCGGCUACCACAAGCGCCACAUCAGCUGCCUCCGGUUCUGAUGCAACAAAUGCAAAUGCUGUUGGCAACACUGUACCUUCGACAACGCCAGCAAACAUGGGCUACAUACGUAGUUGGCGGAAUCCGCUCAAUUUCACGAUAAUGCUAACGUUGCGAGUUCGGAACGACAGUAAAGCCGCAACGACAAUUUUCUCCAUACGCAACGCAACCCACAAUAUGUAUUUGGAAUCGUGCAAGGACGGCCUGCGAUUGUAUCUGGAGCGAGACGGCACAACUGAAAUGCUGCCGAUGAAAUUUAAUUUGUACGAUUUUCGUUGGCAUCAAGUGGCCAUCAGUAUACAAAAUGGCGAUUUCAUUUCCAUUUAUACCGACUGUUCCUGGACAAAUAGUUUUGUUGUGUCGAAGCGCCUUUACACGCUGCCAUUGGAUGCCGACGUGGAAAUUGGACGAGGCUUUAAUAAUCAGAGCACUCUAUACACCCACGAAGUCAGGCCGACGCACCCAAUGCCAGUGCGACCAACAGGUUCAACUCCAGUCCUCAUCAGCGCGACUCUCAAUGAUUGUGUAUAGAAUGGAAUGUGUUUUCGUUCGCUAUUUUACAAAUAACAAAAAAACUUUUUAUGUGAAAACUUUUUAAACAUUUGCCAGACAUCAUAACCCCGCAAAAAAUCGAAAGGCAGCCAUGUGAAUGCCACCCAACAUAAACGAGCAUUGAGGCGCAUCCUACUUACCGUUAGCUUCCGUUACGCAUCGCCAGUAUCACAUUGAUGGCAACGAAUAAAAUAAUAAAAAAGUGGUUAAAUGCAAAUACAUAAUAUGUACUUCGGACAGAAAGCUCCCAUCACAUCCGCCUCAUACUCAGGGAGUGGUCUUCUGGUUGGGGUUCUUGUUUGCAACAUCCGGCAUUUUCCCACGACAUUUUUACACAUUUAGUGACACACGGGUGGCAACGGUGACCGUGGAUGAAUGCAACACCUUCAGCUUCAGCGACUUGUAGGGGCACUCGAGGCAUAGAACAAUGGCUGUUGAGGAAUUAAAAUAUUGAAAUUUACUCUAAACGAUUUGAUUAAUCCGCUUCACUUAAUAUUCACCACACUUUAUCAUUCCAUCCAUUUUCUUUCCAUAAAGUGGCAAAAUGAUAAGUACCAUACGCGUCUAUGAAUGCAAAUACUUACAAGCUUGCGGAUGAACAGCUCAAUGCAGAAGUGGUGGAAGUUGCAGCGAGAGCUUAACUAACUCAUAUGGAGGAUGGUAUCCGCAUCACAAUAAAAGUUCUUUUAUUGGGUUAUUCCAUAGAAGUAUAGCCAAUCUAGUAAUUUUGAAAAAAUCAAAAAUCAUCAAUACCAAUAUGUAUCGGAUCCUAACAAGGCCUUAGCUAGAUCAAUACAAUUCAACUCUAACAACUUAACUCUUAAAUUCUGACAAUUCCAGCUUGUUUUUCGGUUUUCUGAACUUCGUUGGCCUUUGCGAAUAAAGCGAUUAUGUGAACCAGUAAAAUGGAUUAACUCUCUCGGUUCAGUUUAUACAUUUUGCCUAUGUUUGGCUUUUGCUGUUCACUGUCACCAACCGUAGCAUCGGAGUAGCUGGUCAAAGUUCAUAGCAUCAAUGAGCUUUGUUCGUAGCAAUUUCUUUGUGUGUUUGUAGCGUAAAUGUGUGCAGAUGCUCAUGAAGUGAUACAAGUGGAAACCAUUAAUUGCUUAGCUGUUGUUGUUCCUGCUGCUGGUGAAGAACAAGCAAAAAACAAGUCUUAUUACAGAAACAAACACACAUACAGAAGUCCAUACAAAUCUCUGUAUAUACAGUUAAACGUGAAUGUGUGCAUGUCCUUUUAAAAUUGAAAGACUUCAACACUCACAUGGGCACUUAAGUUUACAUAUAUUCCUUGCAUAAAUUGUUUAUACACAUACAUACAUAUACAUCUGUAUAUACCUAUUUAUGAUAAGAGUUCGAAAAGUCAAGUUUGACGAAUUUACGUUUCAAACUCUUGCAGCAUCAUGCAGUAUAUUUAAAAAGAUUGAUUUACUAUUUGUUUCAUAAAUAUACAUACAUAUAUGGCUUUUGCAUAUUCACGUUGUUGGAAUGGAUGAAAACGUUCCAUACCUUAUUUAUCCUUAUAUCACAUAAAACUGGGACAAGUUGAACAAAUACCGCAAGUUACGAGGGCGUUCAGAUAAGUGCUUAGCCAACAAAAGAAGAAAUAAAAAUUUGGAAAGGACUCGGGGCCAAAUCUGAUGAAUGCAGUGGAGGUGCCGUUGAGUUGUUAUGUUGUGGCAUUUUUUCAUAUACUCAGCAUCGAAUCUAACCAAUAAUUCGUCGAAAAGAACAUUUUUACCGUUUUGUCCUUCUCCAGAUAGUCGAUACAGGUAACACUGUGGUCAUUACCGUUCUUGUCGAUAGGACAGUCUACGCCUUCUUCGGAGCGGGUUCACCGGAUGAAGUCUACUGUAUCGACUGUUUAUUGUUGUUGUUGUAACGACUAUCCAGCCCUGCUAGAAUGGAAAACAUUCGAGAUCAUCUAACGGAAGGCCAUGGAAAUAUGAUGAAAAGGGUGUUAGAUUAGCUGUGUUCGUUGGGGAUGCGAAGAGCUGACUUGUAUCAUGCGG
This is a messenger RNA of Zeugodacus cucurbitae (melon fly), 5670 nucleotides long. RefSeq lists its product as uncharacterized. The transcript is spliced from 8 exons. The record is from RefSeq and is a predicted model, not a curated record. Bases 1142 to 3637 code for a protein of 831 amino acids. Lineage: Eukaryota; Metazoa; Arthropoda; Insecta; Diptera; Tephritidae.